AUGCUCCGGCUUCUUUUUUUCUUGGCUUUUCUGACUAGCACAGGUUCGUAUUGCUGAGAAUAAUCGUUCAAAAUCUUUUUUUUUUCAACUCUAAGGAAGGAAAUAUAAAGAAAAAAAUUGGUUUUUUUCAUCGUUUUUUUCGAGACUUUUUUUCCUAGCGACUGUAAAUAGAGACCGCAAAGCCCCGCCCCAUUUUUGCGAUAAUCAUUGACUUUGAAAAAAAUACAUAUGUGAUAUGAAUCUUCAAGCGCGUUUGAAUUUGAUGACUUCGCCGAUAGCUUUAAAAAAAAUAGAAACCAACUCUGAAAAAAACUGGGAGAAACUUUUUAGUCGAAUUAUCGUUGAAAAAAAUAUCAAACACAAAAAAAUUAUUUUUUUCAAGUUUACAUGUUAAUUUCUUCAUCAGAAACUCUUUUACAUGCACUUCGAAAUUUAUUUUUUUCUCAACUUUCUGUGCUAAGUUAUUAUUUUUUUAAUUGAUAUUAUGUUUUCUGUUGCUAAGAGAAGGAAAUUUAUUAAAUAAUAAGCUUUGAUCUCAAAAAAAGCCCAACAUUCAAGGAAAGACGGUUUCUGCAAAUACUUCUGAUUGUGAAUUUUUUUGAAGAGAAAAAAAGAGCCAUUUUGAUUUUUACUUCAUCAAAGAAAAAAAUUGAUUUAUGAAAAAAAUUUCAAAGCUGCACAUGUAUUUUUAUGAAAAAAAGGACAGUAAGUCUGGAAAAAGUUUCAGCUCACGCGGCGGACUGUGAAUGUACGAAACCCUUGACCGGCAAAGGCUUGGGAACAAAAUACGUCACAAAUCCACUCGACGAUGGUUUCCAGGCAUGCAUCACGCCUUGCACCUACGAUUUCGACUCUGGAGAUCCGACAUACGGAUGGACAGUCCGUUUCUUUUCAUUUAUUUAUUUUUAUUCAAAAGUAUUCUCCAUUUUCUUACAGGGUUUCACUAUCAUCUGGACUAAUCCUGAUCCUAUCAGUGAUGCCACCAUUACCGUCAAAGACAAAGCAACGAACGCAAUAGUUUUGAGGUGGUUUUGAGGAAAUUAUGAAAAUAUUCUUCUUUCUUCAAUCAGUUGAUGUAUUUAGCGAUUCUGACUUCUCGUGAGUUGGAGUUUUUGUGAUCUUAGGUUGAAACUUUAAGGAUCUUUUUUGGUACCUCGAAGAAAAUCCUGGCCAUUUUCCAGGAAAAUCUCAUUCGCAAAGUUAAAUGACCUUCCUUGUUGAAAUGUUUACGAAUCAUUCUUCUUGACAAAAAGUUAUCCUGGCUUCUUCUGAAUAUUUUUUGUGCUCAUGGAAAACGCCCUUUCCUUUAGUUUUUGUAAGAAUAUGAUAAAUUCAUAAAGAGCUUUUUUUUCGAGAUUGUUUUUGUUGUUUUGGCAAUUGUUCCUAGAAAAAAAUUUCAGUCAUCUUUUUUUCCUACAUGAUUUUUAAAAAAAUUGAUAGAAUAAAAAGAUAACGUUACGAAAUUGUAAUUAUCAAUGCUAUAAUUUCAGCGUUAAAUCUGGACAGAACGUGGCGGCUGGAGAUCCCAUCAAUAAGGCUCUCAGUGGAACCCAAGAAAUCAUAAUCACUGUUUCUCAGACCAAAGGAGCUCCUGGUGACCUUCCAUUUUCAAGAAAAAAUAAUCAUUAAAAAUUUUCAGCGAUUUUUGGCUCUCAAAUUUCGACGACCAACGCAAUACAAAAACCAACAACUGCUGCUACGACGACGAGGCCCCCAACCACAAAACCAUUCAUUCCGGGCGAUUUUCUGAGAGAUCCGCAGCUCAUCUCACACGAUCUUUUUAUUGCUAUAGAUGCCGGAAAAAGGCCAAGGAAGGAGUAUUUUUCACCCAGGUUCUUUCAACUUUAAGAGAAUCUAUCAGAAAAAAAAAUCGUGUAUUCAUAUUAUUCAUAAUGUGAAGUGUUGAGAAAGGUUUUUAGGUGUUUUCAAGCACAAUCUAUAUUUUUAAAAGUUCAUCGUUCGAAAAAAAUUUUUUUUUAACUUAUCAACAGUUUCACUUUUUUUAAGGGAUACCUCAUGAGAUUCAGAACGACAAUCUGGUGGGCGCAUUAUUUCCGUAGAAAUAGAUAAGUGAAUAGUGUUUAGAAUAAUAAAAAUGAUAAUGAUAAUCCCAUCACUAGGACAAUAAAAAAUAUACUUUAAAGAACAUUUUACUUUGCCAACUUUUCAAAACCUCAAAUUGAAGAUGGGAAAUGCGAUCAACACUGUGGUCAGCCAGUUGACAGUCACUACGGACAACAGAACCGACUCCGGUACCCGCCUCGGGUUAAGCACCUUGUCCCCUUACGCUCCUUAUUAUGCCCUCUCCGGACAGGUGAACUGCAAAGUUUUACUGUCAUCACUCUUUUCUGUUUUUCAGCCCUGGGAAAUGCUUGCGAGCGAUGUAAAAACAGCUUUGACCAGUGCCUCCGGCUUCUCUCUGGAUGUACCUAACGUUCAGCAGUGAGUAUAUCUUUCAUUUUCAUGAAAAAAAAUUGUAUAGUCUGUGUACCAUAACUUGGAAUUUCACCAAACGAGAUUCCGCUGUGCCGCUGCGCGCCUUUGCGAACCUUGGUCACGCUUCUUAUUUUUUUUUAGUUUUUAUUAAGGUACUUUACUUUCAUGUGCUCCCACAGCAAUAAAAAUCAAUCGAAAUCGUGAUCUAGAUUCGAAAGACGCUUCGCGAACGCACGCAGCCUAACAGCGGAAUGUCGUUCGGUGAAAUUUCAAGUCGUGGCAUACAGACUAUAAGAUAUAUUUCAAAUGACAGUGAGAACUGUGCGGAAGUUAAAGGAAACAUUUUUAAACUAGUGUUUCAAAGCAAAGAAUGAGAAACCAUAGGUAAAAUCGGAAAAGGUGGGAAAGGCUCCAAAAAAAGGCUCCAUAGAAAUUUUCCUAUUACAAGGGGGUCAUUUCACUUUGCGGUUGAGACUCUCUUGAAAUAUGGUCAGAACGCUGUUCGGUGUACCAGAAGACUGUUCUGAAAGGUUCAUUCUACACAACUUCCUCGUUUCUGAGACGCCUUAAGUCAAAGAAAACGCUUAAAACCCAUCUAAAUGGGCUGUUUUGUGGCCUGAAUCCCCUUAUUUCUCGAAAAGUAGAAAGUUGUGCAGGUUGAGACUUUCAGGAUCUCUACCUGGUACAACAAGGAUUGUUCUGGCUUAUUUUCGAGAAAUUCCCAACAAAAAAGUAUAAUGUUUUCGUGGCCCUUGUACACCAUUUCGGCUUCCUCUCCCUUUUUGUAUCAUUUCUUGAGCCUCAAAAAUCUCAGAAAAUGAAAGGCUUGAUAAAAGGAACUCUUUUUGCUGCCUUUUUGCGACCUUUUUUGAGCCUCUCUCUUUUAGCGUUAAUUUUCCACAAUUCCGACUUUGCCCGAGACAAGAAAUUUUCUAAACAAAAUAACAGAAAAAUGUUUUGCGUUGUAGAGCUCUAGUAGGGUUGGCUAAAUUGUGCUUCAACGUGAGCAACGACGACGCUCAUUCUUCUUUAAACAGUCGUCCUAAAGCUCAGAGAACGCUUCUCUAUUUCACAGCUUCAGUGUGAGUUUUUAUUCAAGAGAAGUAGAUUUCAUGAAAAUCUGAAAAAAAAAAAUUUCGGUACAUAAUUCCGUUUCAGAGCGCAGGAUAUCGAUAAGUUACCACAAGCGAAAGACGAUUUUGCCGCCCUUGGAGCAAACCUUUUGAUUGUUGGCUUCAAUCUUGCAGACACUGAUGCUGUGGGUAAAAAACCUAAAUUUUAUCCUGUUAGAAUAAAUCCCUUUCUCAAGAACUUUCAAGCGUUUUAUAGUCAAACUGCCCAUUUUUCAGAGUAAAUACUACAACAACUGGUACGGUUUCGUGAAUAUUAACGACACCACCACGAAAGCUGUUGCCACUUUUGUGAAUCCAUUUUUCCUCAACGUCGGGGACUUCUCCAGUAGUUCGACGCCAUGUAAGUGAUGAAAUUAUUUCCAUUAUUGAUAGAAGAGUUGAGUAGUAUGCUAUUCCAAAAUACUGUUAAAAAAAGUAGAUAUUUUCUUUAAAUUUGAUCGAAUUUUCACGACUUCUUUACCAUCGAUUUUCCAAAAAAAAAAACUCGCAUUUGUUAUGGCUAAUAUCGUCGCUUUUGACAGUUUGUUAUCAUGUAGAAGUCGCUUUGGGUCGGGCGAGCUUCAAUUCUCGAGAAUUUCGCUAACUUUUUAGAUUUCAUACAACAAGUUUUUUUUCCAGUUUGCGCAAACAAUCUUCCCAUGACCUACGAUGCCAUCGCCGAUGCCCAAUUUUUCUAUGAACCCACUGAUUACAACGGCAUGUCCACAACUGUAAAUGCCUGGCCUAGUGCGUUGGUCGACUCACAAAAAGCGAGAUAUUGCAACUUUGGAGACAAAACCUACACGAUUAACAAUGUGGUACGUACAGAAACUCACAGGGAAGGUCAUUACAUUGCCUUUGGGAAUUUCUUAAAAAAUCGCCAGAAAACUCUCUGAUGUACCAGAGGAACAUCAUCAAAGUCUCAACCUGCACAACUUCCUAGUUUUCAAGAAAUAAGAGUGCAAAGCCACGAAGCAGCUCAUUUAAUGGAUUUUAAGCGUUUUUUUUUUGAACUUGAGGCGUCUUUUUUCAAAAAGAAGAAAAUUGUGCAGGUUGAGACUCUUCUUUUCGUACAUCAAAGAGUGCUCUAGCCAAUUUUUAGAAAAAUCCAAACCCAAAGUAAAAUGACCUUCCUUGUUACUUCCGGCUUUUAAGUUCAAGUUUAACUUGGAAUAUGUUGAAUAAAAUGAUUUUUUUAAUCUUUGAAAAAUCCGAAUUGAAUUAAAAGUUUUUAAGAAAAUUUUUCUGAUUACCAUGAUAAACUGAGUCCUAUAAUUUCUUAGCCUACAACGGAUUUCUGUGCUUUCAGAAUUCUCUUCAAUAUUUAGGAUGGUAGCCAUUUUGUCAGACUUUUUUAACUGUGAUUUUAUUUGGUAAAAUAUAAUUGUACUUACGCCUUAUUCAAACAAAAAAAAAUGUUUUCAGGGGUCGGACACAGGAAACAAAGUGUUGGCGUUCACGGUUUACUAUGAACUCGAAAUUGAAAAAGAUUGGCUAAGAUUCUAUGGCGACGGAGUUGAAAUUGCUAGGUGGGCAAUAAUGUAAAAAUCGAAAAUAUAUGAUGUUACAGUUUCACCGGUUAUGACGUCUCAGCUUCGUAUUUCACUACCAACGCCACAACCAUAACGGCGAAACUCACAACGGACAACAAGGGUGUAUACGGUGGCUUCUACGUCUCAUUUAAUAUUGCAAAUUGACACCGAUAAUUGUAAAUUUUCUGGGAAAGCAUGUUCACUGCAAAUUUCUGACUCCGUUUGGCACUGCAAUAAACGUGUGACUUAAAUCGGCUGCUGCAGCAAAACCAAACAAGGCGUUUGUAAUCCAGGCGUUUGUAAACGACUCGAAGCACCAAAAUCUAAACAAAUUAUUUCCCAGUUUCUCGCGAUUUCAAGAGAAAAAAGAGAAGAGGAUAGCGAGUCUAAAAACGAAUACAGAAUUUUUCAUGGUGUUAUUGAUUCAAAUCUUUUUGAUAAGAAAGCUCAUUUGAACUGAAAUUUUUUUCCUCAUUUUAUUUUUUUAUUUCUUCUAAAUUGUGCAAAAAAAUCACCAGGUAUCCAAAGAAUUCUAUAAAAUAAACAAUUUUUUUCGAUGGUCUGAAAGUAGAUUUUUCAUAUUCGGUACCUAAAUACCAUUUUUAUGAAACAAAGUUUGUGAGGACUCCAAAAUUUGCACAGUUAGUGACUAUAAAAUACUAAAACUCCGACUUCCAGUGAACUUCAGAAAAUCAAAAAAUCAUGUUCAAUGUCUUAUUCGAUUUAGGCCCACAAAAAGAAGAAAAAUACGUUUUAAAGCGAUGAGAACAUAUCCGAAUAUAAAGCAACGGUUCUUUCUGGUUUUCUAAGACAUAGUAAUAACGAGAAAAUUUGUAAAUCUCUUCUCGAGCAGUUUCUUCGCUAAAAAAAACAUCUCACAGACUGAAAAAAACCUUCAAAAGCAUUUUAAACCUCUAGAUGGUUUUUUUAUAAAAACUUUUUGACCUUCAGAAGAUUCAUUUGGUUCAUCUCUAGACUUUCAUGACAUUCUUCAAAAAUGAUAAAACGGCCUUUUUUGCGAGAAAUCUGUUGAAGUCAAAAUACGUUCAGCAAUCAAAAUAAAUUUUAAUACCCCUCAAGUUUUUUUCGAUAGCUCAGUGACAGUACCGUCAGAAAAGAUACGAAAAAACGGGGUUUUGCUCAAAACUUUCUUAUAAGGAGGUCAAUAUUCCCAUUUGGUUUCUUAAGCUGUGUUUUUUUCUGUGAACUGAACUUCAUUAGAGUGUAAGAAAUAACGGUCAUUACAGCUCCAGGAAGUUCAGGAAGAUUGGAAUCCCUACAAGAAAGAUCUGAUUGAAACCCCGUUUUUCGUCUCUUUUCUGACGGUACUGUAAAAAAAUAGUAAAAUGUCGAACUCUUCUCAUUUUGAAUUUUUUUUUGCUUGCUCUAAAGAUUCUUUGGGAAAAUUUCAUUUUUUAUUUCUUUGCUUUCGUCAGCUCGCUGCCAUUCAUUCCAGUGAUUUGCGUUCAUCCAAUAUUCGCAUACGCCGUUGAUGAUGGGAAAAAACGAUCGUUCUCGCAACUCCUAUCAAUCUGCCACCGUCUCCGUAUAGCGCACAACUUUUCACAAUGUUUCUUUCUAACGUGGACCACAUUCUUAAUGAAUAUUUUUUGUUUUGUCAAACCGAGACGUCGAAUAAAAAAAGAACAAAAAAGAAGAAAAAAACGGGUUGAACCGGCUCCUGUUGCGUUCACUAAAUCACGACGUGACAGGUACAACCCGUCCCAAUUUUUUUGUGUUCGAAAAAAGACCUUCAAAUUGUGUGACAUUUGUCUAUUUGAUUUGAUCACAAUGUUUUGCUCAACACUCUUUGAUCUACAAACCUCAGACGGAAUCAAAGUUUCCGACUAGAAAAAUGACAGAGAAAUUGAAGGGUGGGCUUGAGGGUAUGGGUUGGCUCUGGAUUUUCAUUCACUUGUCAAACUGAGAAUGAAAUUUCACAUAAGCCGUUCCAAGCAGAAAUGACUCUUAAAAACCUCAGAAAUGAGCAGAAAACUACAAGAACGCCUACGGCUCAUUUUUCGCAUAUUUUUACUGAGAUCUUCUAUUUUUUAAGCCAUGAAAAGAAAACAUAUUUUUGGAAUCAUUUAUACAUUGACGUUCUGAAAAUAUUAAAAAUGAGCUGAUCAGUUUCAGGCCUCAAAUAUCUAUUUUCUUAACAUUUUUGACAAAAAAAACCAUCACUUCCUAAGAAAUCCCACGUUACUGUUUCUCUUUAGAACUACAGCAAGUUUGCGACUUUUCCGAUGAAGCAGUGCUAGAUUUAGACGUGUCCGUUCAAAACCGAUAUUACGACGAGAACCUCGGCAUCUGAUCAGAAGGAUCAGUCGCAAGCCAGCGGCCGAGGAGGCGUGGCCUAGGACGAACACGGCGGCGGGACGGUACGGUAGGCCAGCCUGCGACGUGUGGCGGCACACCGACCGACUCUCGGCUGCGAAGGCGGUCCUUGCAUGUGUUUCGUUUUUCGUUCUUUCGCGCCUCUGACUCCCCCGCCUCACGGCUCUUUGCUCCUCUUAAAACUACUGAUGACAACGAUCGCUUCAUAAAUACUUACCUGUUACUUGGGUUCCGAGUAUGAAGUUUUUCAGCGAUUCUAUGAAUGGGACAACAUUCUUAUCUCAUAUCUUUUUUCUCAAUAUGAUCUUCAAUUUUUCGUUUUUUCACAUUUAUUCUUCAAAUCAUAAUGCAUUUGAAAAGUUUUGAUUCUGACUUUUUUUUCGACUUCUCUGCUCGUUUUUUUGUGUUAAAUAUCAUGCCUAGGUGGUUGAACUCCUGUUUCUAUAGUCUAGCAAUCGAUUGAGAUGAAGUUUCCAUCACAUUUUUUCACACUCUUAUUGCCAAUCUCAUUUCGAAGCUUGCAAUUUUCGAUAUCAUUUUUUCAGAAAGCUACUGAUUUUUUUUCUCAAAAAAUAGACUCAUCCAUCUGAUAAUUUAUGAUGUUCAACAUUAACUAUUUCUAAGAGAAAAAUGUCAUAAAUUUCGAAAUUUUCAGGCCAGUCAUGGCCCAACUGCCUUUAUCGUUUUUCGACACGGAUGCAAAAGCCAUGUUGAAUACUUUGAACGUCCGCUUGAACGACAUUGAUCUGAAGCUCAGCAUCGUUAUUGAACUAUUGGCUACUCGUUUGCCUGACCAAAGGUGCUUGGAUUUUCGCUUUCCGCAAAAAAUUUACCGAUUCAAGACUCACAUCGAUUUUCACUUCUCCUCCGCAGACAGUUAUUUCUGAAGCUCCGCCGCAGUCUUUCACACCGACGGUUGGCAAUUCGACAUCGGAAAAAACAGCUUCACCUAAAGUGAGCCAUACUUGGAAGUUAUUAUCAUGGAAGAAUGUCUCAGACCGACUGCAAAGACGACUCUGACGGCGAGUUGGACAUGGAGGGUGAAGAAGACACCGAAGAAAUGUACGAAAAUGAGAGUCAGCCAAGCCAUCGGAACUCAACUCCCAAGGAGACUGAGGUGAGCUAUCCAGCUUUAGAAGGAAAAAAUAAAUGAAUCUUUUUUCAGGAAGAGAAGGUCAUGCAAGAUGGUCCUUUUCCGGAAGGUGCCGUCAAGAGAGCUGCUGAGAAAGCCGCUCGGAGUUUCCAGAGCACUCAGCCUAAGGUCAGUUUGAUAUUUUUCUACAGUCAGUAUGUAUAGCCCAAAAGUAUUUUUUGAUGAGAACUCCAUAAAGUUGCGAAAAAAUACCAACCAAUUCAAAGUUUCACAAACGAUUCGCCUCACCUUUCCAAUGGGAGGCACAGGCUUUUUUUUUUCUUACCUCUUGUCCUCCAGCGUUCCUUUGGCACUUUGAAAGAUUUUAUCUUGAAGACGCUGUCGGUGAAUGCGUGUUCGUUACUUGCCAGUGUUUUUUUUCCGCUGAGGGUGAUCCUCGGCGCGUUUUUAUGGCUAUUGUACGCUGCAAGUGACCUCAAGACGUCGCAAAAAACGGCUCGAAUCAAACGAGUUUCAAUCUUUUUUCAAACGGCCUCGCAACUUAUACACACGCAACGUUUUUUUUUUACGCGCCCACUGGGCACAUGCUGGGAGGCCAACAAAACGGAACGCCGUUCCAAAUUAUCUCCUUUUGGGUUUCUUUUUUUGAGGAUUAUUUGGAGGAUUAGAAACUGCACUUUGCGCUAAAAUCUAGAAGACGUUAUGGUUCCGGUAAUGCAGACGACGAAUAAUAAAAACUUUCUGAACCCUUAUUUUGAGAGAAUGGAACGCUUUUUUGAAUCGCUGAAUACUGGAAGCUGCGGUGGAAAGAACGGCUAAUCUAACGCAGAUAUCAGGUUCCGAACCUCGAUCAACCUGUCCUCAAGUCGGACUGAACGUUAAUGAAGCCUCAAAACUUGAAAUACUUUUGAAAAGUUUAAAGUUUCGGAUAGAUUUUUGAAAUUUUAGGGGGCACUUGUUUUUUAAUCUGCCUUAGACAAUAGAAGAAAAUUAUUUUUAAAAAAAUAUUUCGGACCCAUGAGUUCCUAGUGAGAAUCUCAACUUUUGAAUAGCUUUUUAGACAAAAAAUUGGGAAUGACAAAAAAGUGAAGAUAAAAACUUUUUCCCAAUUUUUUCAAUUGCUUGUAGGUUUUCAAUGAUAUUUCUUAAAAUAUGUGAGAAAAACCCUAUUUCAGCACUCGAAAAUAAUUAUCAACAUUUCUAAAAGUUGUGAAUUCAUGUUCCGACUUGAGGUAAGAAAGCCGAAAUUGUCUUGUUGUUGUUGUGACAGGCCGAUACUUUGACUUUUCGUGUCUUUACACGUCUCGACUGUCGCAUUUCAGCGCACUGUCUCUUUCCAGCUGGCGCAAUGCCAAACCGGUGUUCAUCCAUUUUGAUGUCGAGGUUGAGUUAGGGUCGCUCUCUUUUUUUUGUCAUUCAGGACAAUCCUUGCCCACAGGGUUUCCAGGUGUGUUUUACCACCAUUCCUCCACUCCAACCAGCAAAAUUUAUGCGCGCUAAGCGUAGCCUAAAAAUGAAAAUAUGCAAAUUUCAAUAGGAAUAGGCGGAGGCGGUCGGUUGCACAAACUGAGGUGUGGUCCAUGCAAAAGGUUUGCUCUCUGGACAAGCCAAGGACUGACCAUCUUUGAAUUUUCUUUCGAAUUCUUCAGUUUUCGAAGAAAGAUCGUGGGAAAAAAUUUAUUUUUUCUUGAUCCGAAAAUAUGGCGGCUGUUAUUCCAAUCAACGUGUUUUGCCGUGUCAUCUUCUCAGCAAAAAAUUAUGUAGAAAUCAAAAGAGCUGUUUUGAAAACUUUCCGAUAUUUUGACAGACCCUGGGAAAAAUCACGAACUCAAGUUCUCAGGCACGGUUAUUUGCAAUGUUAUUCGGGAGAAGACGGCCAAAUCACAGCAAAAGGGCCGCGAUUUCACAAUCGAAAAGUUCCCACGACUCCAGUAAAAUCGGAUCCACACAUACUUUUUCCGGAGCCUCGGUCAUAACAAAGUCUUGUCCGAAACAGGAAAAAAACUAUUGAGACUGGGAAAAGUCGUUGCUGCCGGCCGAUCGGAGCCGAAUGCAAUAACUCGUGGGAGUACCUCCUUUGCAUCAGUCCGGCGCUUUUCACAUCGUGCCAUCCACAAGAAAUAUUAAGCGUCAGCCUACAGUAACCUGUUCACAAACGUUUGUUGCCUAAUGGCUCUCGAAAAUGAACGACUAGACAGAGUAAUCGAAGGAAACGAUAACAAAAGUACAAUGUACUUGUGCGUCGGCAAGUACAGUUGCGACAACGUUGGCUGGAACGUUACGCUCUAGGAGUUUGUAGUGUUGAGAAAACUGAGAUCAGGAAAUAAUAAGUCCAGUCGGCCACGUCUUCUCGAAACUCCAGAGGUACCUGAAUAAUUUCAGCCUCACUCAAGGCUUCCUGGAAAGUUUCGAAAAACUUCGGAAAAAAAGAGCUUGUGCUGGUCACUGGCAUGACGCUUUGCUUGUUGCGAGCAACUCGCCGCGCAAGCUUAUGGAAUGCAAACAUACGUUUGUGUGGGACAUUGACUGCGCGAACCGGUAUACGAGAGCUGACCAUGAAGCUCUCCGAUGCUGAUGCAUGGAUUUUUAGGUACGGGGUGAGAAAAGUUUUGAAGAGCGUUUGGAAGAAAAAUUUUGUUUCUUCAAAUACCAACCCCGCUUUGAACAAGGCUUUUAAAUUUUUCGAGCUGUUCUAGAAACGUUUUUUUCCUCACUAGAUCGGUUAUAUUUCAUUUUGAAGGACAGGUUUAGCUAUAAGGACAAUUAAACCUUACUCAUUUGUUGAACAAACUGUUUCGCAAGAAACCACGCCAAAAUCAACAGUUUUUUUUCGGAGAGAGUUCAAUGAGUCAACAGGAGGGGGUUUUUGACAAAGCCUUUGAAGUCUGGACACUUUCAUGUUGUUCGAAUUGAUCAGUUAUUCACCGAUAGUAAAGAGCAAAAUGGGCAGACCCUUGCCAAGCUUGAAAAUUUCGCAGUUGAGAUUUUUUGACUUUCCUUCUAUCCGAACUUUUCGCAAGUUGAGGGUUUUUCGAGAUAUUUCGGAUUUAUCGAUUAAUGGUUCACACUAAAUUUUUCUUGGAUUCAUUUCCCAAAUGUGAAAUUAUUGAACCACAAAAACUGAGUUGAUUCGAAAUUCGAUCGAAGCAUUCGAGUUAGAUUGGGAAUCAUGAGCAAAUGUUUUUUGGUAGAGUCAGGAAAAGCUGUUUUCGCGUGGCGACUGCCAUUGUCUACCGACGCGGUUUUUCCAUGAGCCACGUUUCCCGCCAACAAACACGGAGCCCAGCUCGUAGGCACGGUAGUCUCGCAAAUCCACACGCUGACUCGCUGUCGAAACGGUCCAGGCAGCGGAGGGAAGUACCUGUUUUUCCACCGGUCUAUUCAAAUAUUUUCUACGCGAGCAUCGCCGGCCGGUCGGUCGGUCGCACCGACAAACACGCGUCUAUGUUAUCCGGCACUUUUUGCCGCCACCAUGUCGUGGAUUGAAACCGCAAAGAUCACAAUAAUUUUUCGGGCAUCUGGUAUCGGUUUCCGAUCCGUGAAGCCUUUCAGGAAAUCUUCUUUGGAGGAACCAGAAAUGACGCACUGGUAUUGGAAUUCUGUUGAAUGCUCUUGAUACGUAGGAUACACCUUGAACGAGUUCAGAUCAUAUGUAAUUGAUUUCUUGAAAGGCUUCUCGGAUUGGAAACCGAUGUUCUGCCUCUACGUGGAAAAAAUCAAGUUUUUGGAAUAUUUAGGCUCUCAGGUGGCAGCUUUCCGUUAUGAGAGCAGUUCAUGAAUUCGUAGCUUUUUCAAGAAUAAUCGAGCGAGUCUAUCUAGUACCUUGGAAAUCUCCAGCGGUAGGAUGGAAUAGGCUGUAAUUCGAUUAUUUUAACAAAUUAAUUAUAUCUUUCAGAAGCAGCUCGUUUUAGCCACAAUCCAUUAUUAGUCAAAACUGAUUCUAAGCUCCAGUUUUCGUUUCGAGCAUCAAUUUUGACACAUUUUUCAAACAUUUUUUUAUUAUAUUUCAAUACUGCUUGAAGGAAAACUUGUUUGGCUUUUUGUAUCAUUGUAACAUUCAGAAGUUCUUACCCCAUACUGUUUUUCAAGAUCGCAAAAAGAGAAAAGAAAAAAAUUGUUUGGUCGCAAGGACACAAAAAACCAAACGAAUAAGACAUUUUAUUCUUCGUUCUAACCUUAUUUUUGCGUUAGAAGUGUUGUUAUGCUGUCGGCCUUCUAACCAGUUCUACUUCGUGCUGUUUUUGGCAACAUUUCUCAACGUUUCGAAACCGGAAAACGGGCCUUCGUUCACGCAAGAGCGUGUGUGCAGACGCAUCCACAAAACAACUCCAGGCGUCCACCGCCAAAACAAUAGUCAUCAUGCAUAGAUGUAGCAUAAUCAAUGUGACAAAUCGACAUACAAAAAACUUGGCGAAAACAGUACAAAAAACAGUCUAGAAGUUAGUGCGAACGGCACUUGACUUUGACUAAGAGGACGGCAAAAAUAAACGUCAUCCAAGGCUUGAGGAAUGCAUUUUCGAACUCACAGUCAUUCUUGAAGUGUCUGGAGACAAAUUCAGAUUGUGAAAAUAAAAAAAAAACGUUUUGUUUCAAGUUGGAGGUUCCUCUUGUUUUAAGCCAAGAAAAAAGGAAAGAGCGUUAUCGUCUUACAAAACGCUCCAAGAAAAAGGCCUCAAACGGAAUUUUUUUUUCGAAAAUUUUUUUCUUUAAAUGUCAUCAGUUCUUCACAUAGGAAGUUUUCUCUAAGUGAUGAAACUAUAUUUUGAGAAUUAUGAUAAAUUGGAGAUCAGAAAGCAUUCUGAAAACAUGUUUCAUUUUUCGAAUUUUUGAUUUUCUUGGCACAGUAUUCCUCAUAGGAUUUUUUUAUUUUUUUAACUUAGCAAGCUUUCAUUUAAACAAUACCGAAUUAAGAAAACUCAAGAACUGUUCAUUUUCAAAAUCACAGCCGUUUUCCGCGAUUUUCCGAGAUUUCAACGCAACAAUUUUUUUCUAACCAACAGCACCGUUCUUUUUUUGAUUGAGAACUGUUUUAAAUUCAUGCUGACUGAUAAUACGUCUGAAAAAACAACUCAAACAAAAGUUUCGUAUUUUUACCCAAGCGUUCUUUCAGGUUUUCGCUUGGCAAAUACUGCGAGAGUCGGUGACGGACGAAGAACUUCGCAACGUGCAAAUCUCUUUGCGGACGUUCCACGGCGAAACCGCCGACCACUUGUUGAGUCGCCAGUUGCCCAAGGUAUGUUUUGAGAAGUUAGGAAAAGGACAAGGUGUUUCGAAAGCGCUGAGAAGCUUCUCUUCAAGUGAAAAGUUCAGAAGUUGAUAUGAGCCUGUUUCGUAAGAAGCUAUAGUAAAAGCUUUUUCCCCUCGAGUUGUGUCUGAAGUUGAUUACAGUUUCAAAAAUUAAUUUUUUUUCAAAGUUCUAUUUUUUUGUUCACAGUUCGAGGGAAAAUCUAUCCUUUGAACUUUAUCUCAUAAAACCCCAUGUCUUACUUGAAAUAAUUCAUUCACAGAUCUAUACUGCAAAAAUUUAAGCUUCAAGUUACGGAAAUGAAAACAGUUGAAAGUAGAUCUAGAACAUUUUCCGAAUAUGAUGAUCAGCAGUAAAACUGUAGUGAAGCGUUCCCGAUCAAUUCUAAGCUCACAUUUUUACAAAGAUGUUCAAUCAACUUUUUACUACUUCUAUGAACCGGAAUGUGGGAUAAUACCUAAACUCUUGCCGAAAACGUUUUGACUGUAAAAAAGCAAAAAAGUCAAUUCUAGUAACUCGUGUUGCUAUCUGUUUGAGGCGUCACAAUAUUUGGCUUUCGAAAUAACACAAACACUUAGAAAAACCACCAAUGUACAGUAAGCCAGGAAACAAGCUUAAGUUGAUGGAUUGCGCAGUCUGGAUCAGAAGUUGAUCCAAUUUUGCUUCAUGACCAAUUUAAACCGGGUGGCAAAAGUGCAAACGGGCGGCGACGUCCGAUGACAAGCCUUUUGGAAUGGGACAUCCUCGGUUCUCACAAGGUUCAUGCGUCACGUCGCGCUAUUCUAGACAUCAAUUCGAAACGAAUUAUCGUAGGAAGUCACGCGUUACAGUGACUCAAAAAGGCUUUUCCUUGUCGGUGAUUGGUUUAUUUGAAUGGUGGAGUGGAAAAAUAUGAUUUAAUACCGGAAGAACCAUUUUAGGGGAAUGAAUCAGCUCAGUUAAAAAUUUUACGUUUUUUUCGGCUUUGCUUAAUUAUUGACUGGCUUACUUCUUGUAGAAGCUUUCCAGAAAAAUAUUUCACUGUCAAGAUUUUAAAGCACUUCACGGUUUCAUGAAUGAAACGUUUGGAAACCUAUUCUGUAUAGAAAGUCACUUUACAUCACUUCAGGAUCUUCACUCUCAUAAAUGCUACUUUCAGAUUCGCCUCGUUGUCGAAGCUACCAUGAGAUACUUCAAGUGGGAUCUGCUAUCGGUCGAAAGCCAGCUGAGCAAGGCCAAGCUCAUCCUGAGCCAUCUCAAGAACAACGCCAAAGUUCGCAAUUGGACGCUCCGUGAGGGUCGCCCCAAUAGGUAUAUUUCCUUGCCAUACUUGAACCAGUCCUUUCUGAGCAUCAAAAACACAAACGACGUGUGCCAAAAGACCAUUCCAAUGCUGCGCCUUGCGGGACCAACAAAAACCGCCGGCAAACAAAAAAUACAAAAAGAAUGUUUGAUGGUCAGCUUCUCGUGUUGCUGUUACAAAACCUGCUUCACCGCAAAACGCAUUCCUGUCACAAAAGUGUCAAAUUCAUAUGAUUCGCAAAAAAAUUCAGAAAGAAAUUUUCAUCGAGCAUAAUUUUUUUAGUUUUUUAUUCAUUCAUAUAGUAGUUAAAAUGGGCAAGUAUUGUUCUUGGUUUUCUCCCACAAUUUGAUUAAGAACAAUUUUUUGAUCUGAAGUUUGAAUGGGCUUUUAAGAAAGAGCUAAAAAACGUACAGGAUGCCGCAAUCGUGCUCUGUGGCAAAUUUAUUUUCGAAACUUUUCGAAAUUCCAAGUUUCAUCAAUUACGGACGAAAAACUGGAAAAAAUACGCCCAUUUUUGCUACCGUAGGUGUGAAGCCUCUGAACGACAAGUUAUCGAAAUUAUUAGCCUAAUUUCAACUGCAUAAUGGAACCGACAUUUCAAGCCAUUCCAAGUGGAUUUUCACAAUGUUUCGUGUCGGAACAAAAAAAAUAUUGUUUCAGAGUUGCUGCUAACACGCCUCCGCCGAACAUGGAUAUGAUCUGGAAACGUUACGUGGCUCUCCUCGGUCCAGCUGGCCUCGCCGCUGGAAUCCUGCCUGGCCUCCAGCAGCCCAUGUGCGGCGUUUCCGUCAACUCCAACAUGCCCACUCUGGAUCCCUCUUUGUUCAAAAUUGAAUCUUAA
This is a messenger RNA of Caenorhabditis auriculariae, 15878 nucleotides long. Lineage: Eukaryota; Metazoa; Nematoda; Chromadorea; Rhabditida; Rhabditidae. The record is from the annotation of a GenBank genome assembly.